AUUGUCCUUUGGGCUGCUGCCUACACAGUCAUCGUGGUGACUUCCGUGGUGGGCAACGUGGUGGUGAUGUGGAUCAUCUUGGCCCACAAGAGAAUGAGGACAGUUACAAACUAUUUCCUAGUGAACCUGGCCUUCGCGGAGGCCUCCAUGGCCGCCUUCAACACCGUGGUGAACUUCACCUAUGCUGUCCACAACGAGUGGUACUACGGCCUGUUCUACUGCAAAUUCCACAACUUCUUCCCCAUUGCUGCUGUCUUUGCCAGCAUUUACUCCAUGACGGCUGUGGCCUUGGAUAGGUACAUGGCCAUCAUUCACCCCCUCCAGCCCCGACUGUCAGCCACGGCCACCAAGGUGGUCAUCUGUGUCAUCUGGGUCCUGGCUCUCCUGCUGGCCUUCCCCCAGGGCUACUACUCAACCACAGAGACCAUGCCCAGCAGAGUGGUGUGCAUGAUCGAAUGGCCGGAGCACUCCGACAAGGUUUAUGAGAAAGUGUGAGUAGAGACAACCCUCCAGGGCCUUCGCUGUCCUUUCUUGUUCCUUCUCUCUUUCCAUGUUCUUUUGUUGCUUAGGAUUUAAUGUGUAUCUGUAAGCAUUUCUCACAACCCCUCUAAUAUCAGGUUAAUGUGCCCAUACUUAUCAGGGGACCAUUAUGUCCCAAACACUAUUUUGGACUUUGAAUGAAAAUUUUUAACAUGUAAAACCUGGGUCCUGUUAUAGCAUACCAUUUGGGUGCACUUCCAUAUUCUUCAUAUGUUUUGCCAGAAACUUUGCCUGCUAGUGUCUGCAUUCCUUUGCUGGGAACUUUUUCUUAACCUAUGGAAUGGCCCCUUGCCCUCUUGCACAGCAUGGCAGAGGGUGAGGGAAUGACCCCCACUCCCAGCAGUUCUCGACAAGGACUGCUGGGAGUUGGCGUGUAGAUACCCCAGCCCCCUCGCCCUUCAGGUGGGGUGUCUCUGGCGUGUGUGUUUUCCUGUGUUCAGGGUUUACUCUUGGGAUUA
This is a messenger RNA of Vicugna pacos (alpaca), 998 nucleotides long. The record is from RefSeq and is a predicted model, not a curated record. Lineage: Eukaryota; Metazoa; Chordata; Mammalia; Artiodactyla; Camelidae.